AUGAAGAAAGACAAGAAACAGAAGAAAGUUGUAAAAGUUGAAUCAGCAACCACGGUAAACGGCAAAGAAAAUGGUAAACCCGAGCUAACCAAUGCAACGCACCGGUUGGAUCACAUCAAAACCAUCGAGGAUGACGAGGAAGUCGAAGACUUCUCUGAGGAGUCAGAGGAAGAGAUCGAAUACCAACCGACGAAGCUGAAAAACCAGAAGCUUACAGAUUUCGACGGGGCGUUCCAGUUCGUGUCGUCGGUGAAGGAAUACAAUCACGACACGUGGGACGAUUUGAUGCGUUUUGUGAAGCGCAAGAAUCGCGGCGAAGUUAACGACAAAAUUGCCAACGUGAUACGGAGCCGAACGAAGGAGAAUGCAGACGCGCUCGAGGACGAGGACGAUAACGAUCCCUCCGCCCAACAGGACGACGAGGUCGAUCUUUCAGAGGAUGAGUUGAAGCACGAUUACAUGCGAUUAAAAGAGCGCAAAGGCAAAAAAGCUCCAGUUGCAAACGAUGGUCCCACUGUUGAGGUAAAGGAGGAAACCGAAGAGGGCACCAAGGAUUAUUUCGAGGAGAUGGAAGGUUCAAACGGAGAUAUACAAUCGUUCUACCAAAUGGAUCUGUCACGUCCGCUCAUGAAGGCGAUUGGCGCGCUUGGCUACAUUUACCCGACACCGAUUCAAACGUCCACCAUUCCCAUUGCACUAAUGGGACGGGACAUUUGUGGAUGUGCUGCCACUGGUACGGGUAAAACGGCCGCUUACAUGCUGCCUACGUUGGAGCGUCUGCUGUAUAAACCGAACGUUGGCCAAGCGAUCACUAGAGUGUUGGUGCUUGUUCCGACUCGUGAGCUGGGAGCGCAGGUGUACCAGGUAACCAAACAGUUGACACAGUUCACCAACGUUGACGUCGGUAUUGCAAUCGGAGGGCUUGAUGUGAAGGCCCAGGAAGCGGUACUGCGCAAGAAUCCGGACAUCGUCAUUGCAACGCCGGGUCGCCUAAUUGAUCACAUCAAGAAUACACCGAGUUUCUCGCUGGAUUCGAUUGAGAUCCUAAUUCUCGAUGAAGCCGACCGUAUGCUGGACGAAUAUUUUGCCGAGCAGAUGAAGGAAAUUAUUCGCAGCUGUUCGGCCACCCGGCAGACGAUGCUCUUCUCCGCUACCAUGACGGAGCAGGUGAAAGAUCUGGCAGCCGUGUCACUGAAGAAACCGGUGAAAAUUUUCGUCAACAAUAACCAAACGGUCGCGUUCAAUCUGCGACAGGAAUUCAUUCGAAUUCGCGAGGGACGUGAAGCGGAUCGGGAAGCGAUACUUGCUGCGCUCGUUUGCCGCACCUUCCACGAUCACUGUAUGGUGUUUGUGCAGACGAAACGCACGGCUCAUCGAUUGCGUAUCCUGUUGGGACUUCUGGGGGUGAAAACGGGCGAACUGCACGGUGACCUGACCCAGGCACAGCGUCUCGAAUCGCUGAAGGAGUUCAAGGACGAACAGAUUGACAUCCUCGUGGCGACUGAUGUUGCGGCACGUGGUUUGGACAUUAGCACCGUUAAAACGGUAAUCAAUUUCGUCAUGCCGGUCACAAUGGAGCACUACAUUCAUCGCGUCGGUCGUACGGCCCGUGCUGGCAAAGCCGGUGUGUCGGUUUCACUAGCGGGCGAGCAGGAGCGCAAGAUCGUCAAGGACAUCAUCAAAAAUGCGGUUAGCUCGGUGAAGAAUCGCAUCAUUCCGCUUGAGAUCAUCGAGAAGUACCGUAAAAAGGUUGCCGCCCUUGAGCCGGAAAUCGACAGGGUACUGGCGGAAGAGCGGGCAGAAAAAUUGCUGCGACAGACAGAGCAGCAGCUGACGAGCGCCGAACGAAAGCUCAAAGGACAGCCCGCCGAGAAACAGGACGGUUUGAAGCGCGAAUGGUUCCAGUCGUUGCAUGAGCGACGCGAGGAAAAGCACCGUUUGGCCGGUGAUGAGGCGGCCGAAAAGAAAAAGGCCAAAAAGCGCAAGCGCCGCGGAGAUGACGACGAAGACGACUUUGAUCCCGUACGGUACCAUGCGGAAAAAAUGAAGAAACUGAAAACGGCGUCGGAUGCGCCCACCGUUCCUAAGAAGAAAACUACACCGGCCACCGAAGGAGCGCCGGAUGCGAACAAAACGCCCAAACAAAUGGCAAAGGAACGCGCACUGGAGGAACUGCGGAAGGUGUCGAUGGUGCAGGCCAAGCUGGCCAAGAUGCGAAACCGUCCGGCUCGCGUUAACGCGGCCGACGAGGAUGACGACAAACCAGCGGCGAACGGUGGUGGCGGUAAGAGUAAGAAAAAACAACGAAACAUGUCCCGCUUUGAGCGCGAUCUUACCGACGUGGGCAGCAAGAACGUGAAGAAGCUGCGCUAUGACGCCUCGAAGAAGCAACGAAUGGACAAACUGGACAAGCGCAAGCAAAGCGGCAUGAAAAUGCACAGCGAAAAACUGCGAAACAAGCAAGGUCUAAAUCGGCAAAAUAAAGGCAAAUCAUUUGGUCAGAAGGCGCCAAAAGCACCGAAAGGAUCACCGGGUGGUUUCAAGAAAUCCGCCAAGAGCGCUAAAGGCGGCAAAGGUGGCAGGCGGAAGUGAGGGAAAAGUGUAUUAGA
Messenger RNA from Anopheles nili, 2609 nucleotides. It is a transcript of the gene Rs1, whose product is annotated as probable ATP-dependent RNA helicase DDX27. Gene Ontology annotation, molecular function: ATP binding; RNA helicase activity; nucleic acid binding. The record is from RefSeq and is a predicted model, not a curated record. Lineage: Eukaryota; Metazoa; Arthropoda; Insecta; Diptera; Culicidae. The coding region runs from base 1 to 2592 and encodes 863 amino acids. The transcript is spliced from 2 exons.